Messenger RNA from Thamnophis elegans (Western terrestrial garter snake), 2450 nucleotides. It is a transcript of the gene ENDOU, whose product is annotated as endonuclease, poly(U) specific. Gene Ontology annotation, molecular function: scavenger receptor activity; polysaccharide binding; RNA endonuclease activity. Lineage: Eukaryota; Metazoa; Chordata; Lepidosauria; Squamata; Natricidae. The record is from RefSeq and is a predicted model, not a curated record. The coding region runs from base 98 to 1141 and encodes 347 amino acids. Gene Ontology annotation, biological process: immune response. The transcript is spliced from 10 exons.
UGUUAAAAGAGGGUUCAGUAACUCUAUGGGUUACAAGUGAAGUUUCCAAGUGGUCUUCAGAGCAUUUCUACAUAAAGCAAAUCACAGUGAUCCAUAUAUGGGUAACAACAAAUCCAGAGGCAGAGCCCAAGCUUUGUACGGGCCUGCGGAUUCCUGCCAAGGACGGUGUAAUGAAAAAUAUGACAAGAAAGAUGAGUGCCACUGUGAUGAUAAAUGUGAACAAAAGCAGAACUGUUGCGAAGAUUACCACAUCCACUGCAGAACAGGUGCUACAGAUGGCAAAGAAAAGGAAGGAUUCUCAUACAGAGACAAUACUAUAACUGAUGAAGAACUACAAGUGGUAUCAGAGAAGAUUUAUCAUUGUGACCGCAACAGAGCAGCGGAGUCUGACAUUGUCCUGAAUAAGCAAUACUUCACUUCCAAAACAAGUGGGCAGGAAGAUAAUUCUCCAGAGAAGCUCUUCAGCUAUGUCAACCAUAAGAAACUCUUCUCAAGGCCAUCUUAUGCCAGCUUCAUCAAGCUAUUGGAUAAUUAUAAUGCACAUGUUGGGACACAGGAGAAAUUCACCCAAGAGCAGAUGAAGGAACAGGACAAUUUCCUCCAGGAGAUCAUGAAGACUGAGGUCAUGAAAGAGCUAUAUACAUUUCUUCACAGCAAACAUCGUUAUGACACAGAAGCAGAGUUUGUUGCCGAUCUUAAAAAUAUGUGGUUUGGCCUUUAUUCCAGAGGCAAGGAUGAGGAGGGUGACUCCAGUGGCUUUGAACAUGUCUUUCUAGGAGAAAUCAAGAACGAAAAAGUAUCUGGAUUCCACAACUGGAUUCGUUUCUACCUUCUGGAGAAACAGGGCAUUGUUAAUUAUUUCAGCUACAGCUAUGAUGGUCCGUGGACCUCAUAUCCAGAUGUGUUGGGAAUACAAUUCAACUUUGAUGGAUUUUACAAAGAGGUUGGAAGUGCUUUUAUUGGAAGCAGUCCCGAAUUCGAAUUUGGACUCUAUUCCCUGUGUUUCAUUGCUCGGCCUGGAAGAGUGUGUCAUCUGAAAAUUGGAGGCAAGAAUCUGGAUAUCCAAACAUAUGCUUGGGAUAAAUCCACUUAUGGCAACGGCAAAAAGUAUAUUGCCACAGCUUAUGUGGCUACCCCAUGAGGUUGCAAGAUUUAAAAAAAAAAACAACCUGAAAGACCCAGAAACAAUCCACAGAACAGCCAAUGUUAAUUUCUCUUCAUGCCAUUUCACAACUGCUGUAUAUCGUAUGUGUUCUUUUAAUGUUGUACUAGUGAUAUCUGGAAGGGAUCAUAGUGAGAAGAGAUUAUAAAUCUACAAGUCUUUGGCAGACUGUAAGUUCAGCUGGAAGGCAUAGGUGCCAAGUAACUUUAUUUCAGUAGAUGACACACAUUUCAGCUAAAGUAAAAACAGAAUGGAAAGUGAAAUAAUGUUUGAUUUUUUAAAAAAAUGAACAAUGGAGAGCAGCAAGUUCUGAACAUUUCUAAAAUCACUUGCCAUUGUCUUUUUCUUGAAAUAAGCCUGCUUUCUAUUUAGGCAAAAAAGAAUGAAGAAACUUUGCAAUAAGUUGAGUGUUUAUGUGUGUGUGUGUGCGUGUGCAUGUGUGUGCAUGUGUGCAUGCACACACAGUCACACACAUACAGGGAACACACACACACAUUUCAUUCAUUCAUUUAUUCAGUCACACUAUUUAGCAAGAGUAGCUAUUCAGGGAACUAAUUAGAAAUGGGGACAAGAAGGGGAAGAUAAUCUAAAUCAGUAUUUAAUAUAACUAUAUGAAAUAUCAAAACAGAAUCUUUAAGAAUGGUACUUAAUUUACUAUUUCUGAUCCAUUGAGUUUCUUUCUGAUUUUUUUUUAUAAAACCAAAACUAGUUCACAUGUACCUGCUGUGUCACAGAAACACAAAUUUAGUUGUCCAGGGUUCUUUGAAUUCCUUCCCUUACACUGGCCAGCCUCUAAGCAGCAUUAAAAUUGAGAAAAUUAAGACAUUGCACUAAAAGUUUAACAUUUGUGUUCAAAAUGUUGCUGAGCCAUGGACCAAGUGACUAGUCUUUGACUAAAACCACCAUUUCUCAGGCCUUUGAUUGGUCAUCUGGAGAAAAUGGUCUACCUACCUACCUCACAGGGCUGUUGUGAAGUUAUGAAAGACUGACGGCAAAAAUAUAUAUGUAGUAAGAUGCAAAAUAUUAUAUAUUAAUAGCAUAAUGCACCUGUAUGAUUUGGUUAAUAAAUCUUUGUUUGAGUACCUUGUUUUUAAAACAGCAAUUAUGAUGUUUAUAUUAGCCCUUUAUCCCCAGUAGUGAUAUUAUAUAUUUUUUUCCAGGAGAUAUGCAUAUCUUAUAGCUCUACAGUUUCUUCAGAUUUUCUUUCUGAAUCUGGCAGAGUUUAACUAUAGCAUUCAACUGAAACUCAAUAAACUGUUCAAUAAAUUCACAUUAGAUGUGGUAAAAA